CCGGGUGGGGAGAAGCCACCGCGUGCGAUGUUUCAUUUGAUGCUCGUGGACGAAGGGUCGGUGACGAUAGCAUGUAGUGUGCAUUCCGCACUCGAAAUGGAGUACUCCGGAGUGGAGACAAAAAUAGAAUUGUUUGUAUUGGCAAGAGACGAUGAGCAAGUCAACGUCCAUUCAGGAGCGCCAAACACCUCAGGCACAGUCGGACCCUCGCAAGUACACGCACACACAGGAACCAUGUCAUCUACAGACACAGACACGGACACAGAGGAUAGCUCUCGUGUGUGGCUGUGGGUGUGCCUGUGUUUAGGUGCCGUUCUGCUGUGCGUCUGUGGGUGUGGCGUGGUGUGUGUUGUGAGGCGCCGGUGUGCGCGAUGGAAGUCCGACGGCUUGUACACAGACACCUUUGAACUCACGGACGUGGACGUGUGGGGGGUUCUGUGCUGCCGUGUAAGUGCUCGCGUGAUGCAGAGUGUUUAG
Sphaeroforma arctica JP610 is the source of this 477-nucleotide messenger RNA. RefSeq lists its product as hypothetical. NCBI's taxonomy places the organism in Eukaryota, Ichthyosporea, Ichthyophonida. The record is from RefSeq and is a predicted model, not a curated record. The annotation marks the transcript as partial. The transcript is spliced from 3 exons.